Emericellopsis cladophorae is the source of this 1017-nucleotide messenger RNA. RefSeq lists its product as uncharacterized. Bases 1 to 1017 code for a protein of 338 amino acids. Lineage: Eukaryota; Fungi; Ascomycota; Sordariomycetes; Hypocreales; Bionectriaceae. The record is from RefSeq and is a predicted model, not a curated record. The transcript has a single exon.
AUGGCGGACGGCCGUACGACAGGGGAUUCCACGCCCCGUCCUACAGAGGCAAGCUCAGACAGCAAGGGCGACAACAAGACCAAGAAACGCAGGUUUUUUGGUCUAGGGACAAAGAAGACCGACCAAGGAGAGAGCGCGGCCUCGAAAACACCUAGUGCGUCCAAGACCAUGACAUCUCCCACGCCUGCUUCGCAACCCGAGCCCCCUCUGUCGCCAACGAGACAAACCUCGGAGUCCUCACAGGUCGCUUCUCCAGCGCGAUCCCAGAUUUUCGAACGCGACGUCCAAGACCCUACGAUCCCCCAAGCCAAUUCGCCUGCUAUACCCACGCAUAUUCAGACCGAGAACCACAUCCCGGCAGUUUUAGAUGAUGCCUCGGAGGCCAUCACCAACCGCAAGCUUGAUCCUGACGCGGUUGAGAUCGUCACGCAUACCUCACACCAGCCUGCAUCUGUGGCUGUCACAGGUGCCGCCUCUCCGCCACCUGCCUCUACACCUCACGAUCAGACGGCUACGGAGUGGGCGCGAGAGUUGACCUCGUUCGUCGAUCGCCAGUCCUCGGCUCAGUCGCCCGACAGCGUCUCCAAUUACGGCUCUCUUGACUCGGCUGACGUGCGCCGUUUGUCGUUCAUCUCAUUCGCCGAUGUUGUGCAAGCUGAGCACGCUCCAUCACUGAGCGGCGUUGGAUCUCGCGAGAGCAUUCACGGUGCAGGGUUGACCUCUCUGCCCACUUCGGCCUUCAACCGUUCGCCGUCGCCUAUUCGGUCGCCCGUAUCAAGCCAGGGCCCCGGCACCAGCCCGCCGACCAGCAACCCUGGCAGCAUACGUGGUAUCGAGAUGAGUCCGGCUCGGAAGCCUGUGGGUACUCCUGGCAGUCUAGGUCUUGUGCCGCCAGGUCAUACUGGCCAGUUGAAUGUCGAGACGAUGAGUCAGGCAUUGCGGCGAACGACCAGCACGGACUUCAGCAAAGUGACGAGCAUCCCCACGAGCCCGAUAGAUGGACCAGGGUCGAGGUGA